GUUUUUAUUUUUUGUUUGUUUGUUCUUGUCUAUUUGAGACAGGGUCUCCCUAUGCAGUUCAGGCCGGCCUUGAGCUCACUUUGCAGCCCCGGCUGGUCUUCAGCUUGCAGCGAUCCUCCUGCCUCAGCCUCCCGAGUGCCGGAUUGCAGACGUGCGCCACCACGCCAGGCCCGCGGGUUUUGUUCUUUGGGGACACAGCUUUGCCCGCAGCCCGGGCUGGCUUCGAACUCGCCGCGGCGCAGCGCCCCCGCCCGCGUUGUGGGGAUCUCGGCCCGCGCCCCCUCGUGUCGCCGUCUGCGCGGGUCCCUCCGCCCGCCGGGGCGCGCGCCCCGCCCUUCCCGGGGACGCCGCGCCUGCCUCGGCCUCGCUAUAAAGCGCGCGCCCCGGCGGGCGGCCGCAGAGAUGCGGCUCCCCCUAUGGUGCUGCUUGGGCGCCGCGCUGCUGGCCGGCCCGGGGUGGGCGCAGGCGGCGGCGGCGGCCGGGAACGCGAGCCGGGAGCAGGGCGAUGGCGGCGCUGGCCCCGCGUGCGCCGCGCGGCUGGAGCUGGAGCCGGGGCCGGGCGGGAGCUGCGGCCGGGGCCGGGCGGGCGGCGAGGAGUGCGCGCUGCAGGUGCGCCUGCCCCCGCUCACCAUCCCGCUGCCCGCGGCGCUCGGCAGGCUGGAGGAGGUGAUCAAGGAGAUGCAGACCCUCAAGGACGCCGUGGCCAGCCUGCAGAAGUCCUGCCAGGACUGCAGGCUGCAGGCCGACGAGCACGGAGAGCCCCCGCUGCCCCCCAGCCCCGGACCCCCGGGGCCGGACCAGGGCCUCCGCGUGCAGGACCUGGAGAGCCAGCUGCAGAAGCUGUCGUCGGAGCUGAAGGGCGCCCGGGAGGAGAUCGGCGGGCUGCAGCAGCGGCUGGAGAAGCUGAGCCUCGUAAACAUGAACAACAUCGAGAACUACGUUGACAGCAAGGUGGCCAACCUGACGUCCGUGGUCAACAGUUUGGACGGGAAGUGCUCCCAGUGCCCCAGCCAAGAACAGACGCAGUCCAGGCCCGUUCAACAUCUGAUAUACAAAGAUUGUUCUGACUACUACGUGAUAGGCAGACGAAGCAGCGAGACCUACAGAGUCACCCCUGACCCCAGGAACAGCAGCUUCGAGGUGCUGUGCGACAUGGAGACGCUGGGCGGGGGCUGGACGGUGCUGCAGGCCCGGCUGGAUGGCAGCACCAACUUCUCCAGAGGCUGGCGUGACUACAAGGCUGGCUUCGGCAACCUGCGCCGCGAGUUCUGGCUGGGCAACGACAGGAUCCACCUGCUGACCAAGAGCAAGGAGAUGGUCCUGCGGGUGGACCUGGAGGACUUUGAGGGCAUCAGGCUCUAUGCCGAGUACGACCACUUCUACGUGGCUAACGAGUUCCUCAAGUACCGGCUGCACUUGGGGAACUACAACGGCACAGCCGGGGAUGCCCUGCGCUUCAGCAAGCACUACAACCACGACCUGAGGUUCUUCACCACCCCGGACAGGGACAACGACCGCUACCCCUCCGGCAACUGUGGCCGCUACUACAGUUCGGGCUGGUGGUUCGACGCCUGUCUUUCGGCAAACUUAAAUGGCAAAUACUACCACCAGAAGUACAAGGGGGUCCGCAACGGCAUUUUCUGGGGCACCUGGCCUGGGAUGAGUGACGCGCAACCCAACAGCUACCGGUCCUCCUUCAAAAGGGUCACGAUGAUGAUCAGACCCAGGCACUUCAGGCCGUGACUGCUGGGCCACCUCUCCAGGCCGCGGUAGCUGAUCGUGCAAGUCGUGCCCUCAGCCCCAGCCCGUCGGGGUUCUGCUUAUUCCUGCUCCUGUUCCAGCCAGCAGGUGCGCUCCCAGCAUAGGUGCUAAUGCUACUAGUGUUUGCAACAAAGCCGAAAACAGGCAUUUUAGAGACUCCCUCGUUGCUGUUAACCAAGGGAUGCAUGUCAGCAUUGGAAAUGUUAGAUUCUGUUUAAAAGUCUUUUAAGUUCUAUUAGUUAGAAUCGCUUCGUUGUUUGUAUUAUGUUCUGUUAUAAAAAGUGUUUUUAUUCAGCAAGCUAGAUUCUGCAGAAAGCACGCUCCAUUCGGGCUAUGGCUGAACCUGCGGAUUUGAAAAUCUGUCACUCUUUUCAGGCUAGAAAUGUUUAUUUGUGUAUUUGUCUCUUGACUCUGCAACUUUUAUUCUGAGAUAAGCUCACUCAUUUUAUGGCAUUUAUUUUGGGCCAGGAAGACUUUGCAGUGUCUUAAUUUCCAAGUAAAGGAAAUCAUGUAUGUAAUUAAACCUGUUCAUGUAACACUCAUGACUUUAAAAUACGGCCUUUUCUUGCCAUUUGCAUUUGGCACAUGUUUAAUACUGUAAAAUGCGGUAGCAGUUUCAUCAAGAAAACAUGCAGCAAUAACAUAACUUUGAAAACCUUGGUUUAAAGUACUUCAUUUCUGGCCUGUAACUUGUUAGUCUCCUAAGGGUAAAAACCACUCUAACAUAAUGAUUACCUUUCUCAGUUCAGUUUCUACAGUAGUUCUUUUAAUUUGAGAUUGCUCCUACUGUGCUAGACUACUGGUUGCUUUUCUUUUGGGGAUAAAAUGGGCAGGGAAAGAUCUAUUUAUACUUUGAAGGCCAAUUUUAUAUGCAGUGUCUUAGUAUCACUGUGCCUGAGUAUCUUAGUGCCUGAGUGAUACUUGAUAGAAGCCAACUUUUAUAGAAUGAAUAAGUAUAUUUAUUAAAAACAUUUGAACUAUAUAAAAUAGUAGCUGAUAUUACAUAUUUCAACUUAACAAAUGCACUUCUUAUUUUGCUAUCAGAAAUUCAAAGACAUGUAUUUUUUUAACCAAAUGAAAAUACCUGGAUCUAAGUGUUUAAAGUAACCCUCUAUGAGCUAAGUAUUGUACUGAAAUGAUUAUUAAAAUGCAUUUAAUCAUCAUGAGAAGUAUUGUUUUAGAAAGAACAGCAGUAUUCUGUACAUUUUAAAAACCCUAUCAAUUUGAAAAUUUGAAGUAUCAUACUGUAUGUAAGUCGUAGCAACAAGUUUGACCUUUAACUUCUAGUGUAUUUUAAAUAACAAAUUUGCAAAAUGUAUUGACAAAGAUGCAACUUUGCCUGUUCUUUGAAAAUAAUUAAGGGGCUGGGCAUGGUGGUGUAAACCUGUAAUCCCAGCUCUGGAGAGGCUGAGGCGGGAUGAUUCCUUAGUGGUAGAGGCCAGCCUGGACUACAUGGUGAAACCCUGUCUCAAAAAACAAACGCAUUUUUUUUUAAAAAAAGAAACUGAUUAAGGAUGACAGUAGUUUUAGGUAAUAAGUUAGUUGUUCAAAUAUUUAACCCUUUAGAAAAUCUUUUUUUAAAAAAGCAAACAAGAUAUUCUCUCAAAAAUAUUUAACACAAGGUUUUCAGGAAAGUAUUAUACAAAAUAAGUAAUUAGAAAUAUUAUUAAAAUAUUAGAGUAAGUGCAAAUAGAAUUAAAUGAUGGUCAAAAUGUAAAAUACAAAUUUCAAGGCUAUGUAUCUACUAGUGGUACUAAAUGUAAAGGAUAUAACCAAUUUUAUUUUUUUCUUUUAUUCACUUUUUUAAAAAGAUGUAAGAAGAUUUGAAUACAUUUUGAUGUUACACAAUGUAUUGUGUCAGAUAAAGGCAUUUAUGUGCUAAGUGUAAUUACUAAUACAUGUAUAAGUUAAGUAAAUUUCUGUCAGAUAUAAAAAAUGUACUUAUCUCAAGAUACAGUUCUAACGAAACUUAUGCUUAUUGAAAGAGUGCCCACUGAUUUUAAUGGGAAUUAGUCAUCAUUUCAGGGAAAUCUGGCAAAUAAUCAUGAAUCCACAUGAAUGCUCUAUCUCUGCACAUUUUUUCAAAGGAUCAAGACUUUAUUUUCUACCAUUUUUUAUGACACUUUCCUAACAAAUUCCUUAACACAGAAAUUUCUUUUUGGGAUAAUUUCUGUCAUUGAUUGUACAAUCUAUUCUAGACUGUGACAAUCUUUAACGUGUUAAUAGUAGGCUGUAUCUGAAGACCCCUUUGCCUUAAUAUAACUAUUUACUAAUAAAUGAUAAUGUUCAUAAA
Molecule: messenger RNA, 4054 nt
Organism: Cavia porcellus (domestic guinea pig)
Lineage: Eukaryota; Metazoa; Chordata; Mammalia; Rodentia; Caviidae
Gene: Fgl2
Product: fibrinogen like 2
Exons: 2
Coding region: 52-1743 (563 amino acids)
Source: RefSeq, a predicted model, not a curated record